This is a messenger RNA of Cylindrotheca closterium, 888 nucleotides long. The record is from the annotation of a GenBank genome assembly. Lineage: Eukaryota; Bacillariophyta; Bacillariophyceae; Bacillariales; Bacillariaceae.
AUGUCAAAUGUCUUUCACGAUGCUAUCAAGGGAAAGGAUGAGAAUGGCAAGGAUGUCUACCUUAUUCCAUGUCCUGCUGGUACAACAAAUGUCAAACUUCAAGCCGACUGGCACUAUGCUAGUGAAGAUGAAGAUUUGCCUGAUCUUGCUACUGAAGCAGAUCGAGGUCUGCAGUUUAUUCAAAGCCGCAGAAAGAAAAGAGAUCCAUUUGGGUUGUACGAUCAUGUCAUCAUGGACAGUGGUUGUACAAACACCACCAUUUCUAAUGGUGAGCUUAUGCAUGGACUCCGUCAUGCUGAGAAAGAACUUGACAUGCAAACUAACGUGGGCAGCAGAGUUCUUGACGAAGAAGGUUUUCUAGGAAGAUUUCCACCUCCAGUUUAUCACGAUGAAGUUGGAAUUGCCAAUGUACUUGCUAUGCGCGAGAUGAUUGCUGCGGGAUACCGCAUUACCAUGGAUACUGAUGCUGACAAUGCUUUUAUUGUGCAAUGUGAUGGAAACCGAAAGAUGCGAUUUGUGAAUCGUAAGGGUGUGUAUGUGUUGGAGCAACUUGGAGCGAAUGUCAAACCAGGUGCCAAAGAGACAAGUGCGAUGUACUGUCGCCAGUUAAGCAACUUAAAUAAUCAACCCCAUUUUGAACUUUCUUCAAACAGACAGAAUGGAUAUGCUGGACUCGAGAUGACCUCCAAGAUGGUAACCGUUCGAAAGAACAAGGAAGGAUUCGCUCCAAGACAAGUCAAGGCUACGAUGGAAGCGAGAAGUGCAAUGCACAUACUCAAGGCUCCAAGCACCAAAAGUCUGAAGUAUGCGAUCCGAUCUGGUCUCAUCAAGAACUGUCCUAUCACCGAAGAAGCGAUCAAUCAUGCCAAAGCAAGUCUUUGGACCUGA